CUCAGGGUUGCAGACCUUUUCCUAUAUAUUCCAUAAAACUGAUGCAUUAAUUAAUAUCCCAAUUAGUGGGAUGAGGUAGCUGAAAAUUAUACCAGAAUAUUUCACGUCUGGCAAUCAAUGCGCCUUUUUGGGUUCAGACUUUUCGAAAUACUUUGAUAAGGAUGUCUAUCAUGAGGUUCUCGUAAACGGUAAUAGAUACGGAAAUGGUUAAAUGGGAAAAAAGUUUCGUUAUUGAAUGACUUAUAAUAUGCAUGCAAGAUAUUUUCAAAAUUGUUAAUUUUUAAAAAAAAAAUGUUGGAUGCAUUUUGUUAUUCAUUAAAUAAACUUUUUUUCCAUUUAACCAUUGCCGUAUCUGUUACUGUUUACGAGAUCUUAUGAUAGAUAGGUCAGUGACAUGGAGCCACACUUAAGGGAUAAUUAUAAUGUACAAUAUUAUUCCAGUUUAAUAGCCAAAUAUAAUAACAUCAUAUUCAAGCUAAUAUUGUUCAUUUGCACGUAUUGGAAUCCGAUCCAAUCAGCAGCAGUAAGCAGUAACGAUGACCAAUCAAAACUCAGCUACAACUCCAUCGCGUCAACAUCCAAACCCGACUUAUUGAGCUACCAGCAAAUCACUCACUAUGGCCAAAAAUAUCUUCCGCAGCAUGUGGCCUAUCGGCAACAGUUUCAGCCGGUCAGAAGUCAACAAUUGGUUCAGACUGUGCCUUACAAUCAUCAACCAGAGCCCACCUCAAAACCGUACCACGUUGCCAAACCUCAAAACCAAGUAGCAAUGGUAAUUAUAGCUCAGCCAGCUUACAUUCCAGCUAGUAUGUUACAGCACGACAACGUCGCUCAACAGAUUCUACAGUACUUUCAUGGAGGGAGUUUUCAAUCAAGAUACCAGUACCAACCACUACAGCAUCAAUCCUACCAACAGGCACAACCAUCAUACACUCACUACAUGCAGUACCAACCCAAGCAAUUCGACUUCCAACCAAAACAACUAGAUUACCAUCAAAAACAGCUAGAUUUUCAACCAAAACAACCAGAAUAUCAGUCACAAUUCCAACCAAAACAAUCAGAUUACCAACAAAAACAACCAGAUUACCAACCGCAAUACCAACAAGAAGCUCUACCAACUCCCCAAGCUCUAGUUUCCCAAAACCAAGACACCGUCGACCAUCAACAACCUACUGAAGACAUAACAAGGCUCGCCCAACAGGCCGCCCAUCAUUUUCUACAAAACGGUGGACUCGGUGCCCAAUCCAGAACAGCGCCAGCUAUAAUUACAGGCUUGGAACUGUUCCCGGCUGAGCAGCAGGAAAAAAUCAAGGCGCAGCUGAGCGAACAUUUCGGGUCGCCGUUGAAACGUUUGAAUUUCGAUUCGGGCGAUUUGCAACAGUUGCAUCAGCCUCAGCAAAAUAGCUACAGGAAGUUUUAUCAGCAGCAGGAGCGCAAGGAAAGGUUCAGGCCUAGUGUUGAGGUUAAGGACGGGGAGAUUACGGUUGGGAGAGGGAAAAUGUAGAACUUUUGUACAAAUCAAUGAAGUUACCUUGUAUCGUUCUCAUCUUUUUGAAACCCAAACUCUGUGAUGUCUUUUGUAAAUAGUUUUUUUCUGAUGGUUUCUGUAUUUAUUUUUUUGUUAUAUUUGUUAAUGUUUUUUUAAUGGAAAAUAAAUAUUUCCAGUUAUUGUUUCUGGUUCAUUUUUCUUUGAUGAUUUGCUGUCUAAUUU
Molecule: messenger RNA, 1711 nt
Organism: Ceutorhynchus assimilis (cabbage seed weevil)
Lineage: Eukaryota; Metazoa; Arthropoda; Insecta; Coleoptera; Curculionidae
Source: the annotation of a GenBank genome assembly